AUGCUGAUCCGUGUUUACAGUGCGACGAGACCCGCCCGAUGCCUCAAGUCUGGGCGCACAUGCCGUGGCUAUGAAGAUAGCGGGAGCUUCAUCUUUCGCCAACACGAGAACCAAAAUGAUGGCCAAAGCCAGUCUAAGCCGGCUUUCAAGUCUAUGGCUCGAAAAUGUAGCUUGGCUGCCCGAGAACCAGUUCCAGGAACUGACUUUAUCCCCGAGGAUGGCCCGCCUAAGGAAGUUUCCGAAAGUAGAAUCAAGGAGCUGGCUCUCCAAGCCUUCUUCUAUGACUACUCAGUCGUUUCCGUAAAUUCUUCCCUUUCGGGAGGCUUUCUAGGUGGAUUGGAGCCGUUGGUUCAAAAUCUAGGACUACAGUCCCAUGUGGCAAAUGCAUGCAAAGCAGCUGCAUUCGCCAGCAAUGGUAUAAAGCUACGGCGACAGUUCCUGACACAGCAGGCCGAAACUCUAUACUAUGAUCUACUUGUGCAUCUGGCUGCUUCUAUGCAAACCCCUGCUGCAAAUAGUCACGAGACCUUAGUUAUUGCAAUACUCCUAGGCCUCUACCAGAUGAUCAUCUCGGAAAAGACCAAUCCUGGACAUCACACAGCCCAUGCCGGGGGCGUGGCUGCAAUUUUGCAAAUCGAGAACAACCCCUUGGAGCUUGUAGCGGCGGUCCUUUCAGGUCAUCCAUUGGUUCUAAAUGGCAAGCAGCUUGAUCCUAUUUGGAAGCGGACAGAGGCUCUUCUUGCAGGGCCUCCCGCUCCACUCUUUUUUGAUGAGGUCUUUGGUCUCAAGCGAGAGGCGAUGGCACUGAAUCACGAUCUUGCGAUCUGGCAGCAAAGUCAAAGUGAGGAGCUCAAACCUACGACCGUAGACCCGGGUCUCCAAGCCACCCAUAACCCUGGGGUGGGCUACUGGCAUGGAAGAAUUGAUAUGUACAUCGAUCUGUACGUUGCAUCACUGUGGAAUAUUUCUCGCAUUGCACGAUGUUUGCUUACUACAUUGAUUAUCCGGCUAUCUGGUGUGCUCGAUGAUGGUGUGAACCAUGAAUCUGACCACCAAGAAGCCUUACGUCUGGUGGAGAACGUCAUAGCUUCUAUUCCCUAUCAUUUAACAGAGGACUUGCAGGUCUUCUUGCGUCAACGGGGUAAUCACACUGAGAUCAAUAACCCCGGUCGCCCAGUUGGUGGCCUAUUGCUUAUGCACUCGAUUUACGUUGCAUCACAUUUGGAAAUAUUCCCAUUGGAGAUGCGCGAGUAUAUGAAAAACUGCCUGGUAUGGAUUGGGCGGCGCAUGGGAAUUGGACAGGCCACUUUCUUAGCACAGGCAAGUCUUUCUCGCGCUUUUCUACGCUUUUUGGUCGCUUUCCGGCAGUCUAAGCUAAUCCAUCAUGUCAGGCUCCGCAGAUUGACAAUCAAUAUUUUGCUGGUGGAUGUUUGA
Molecule: messenger RNA, 1434 nt
Organism: Penicillium soppii
Lineage: Eukaryota; Fungi; Ascomycota; Eurotiomycetes; Eurotiales; Aspergillaceae
Exons: 4
Coding region: 1-1434 (477 amino acids)
Source: RefSeq, a predicted model, not a curated record